Molecule: messenger RNA, 1876 nt
Organism: Styela clava
Lineage: Eukaryota; Metazoa; Chordata; Ascidiacea; Stolidobranchia; Styelidae
Biological process (GO): cilium movement; outer dynein arm assembly
Cellular component (GO): cilium; ciliary tip; ciliary rootlet
Source: RefSeq, a predicted model, not a curated record
UUUGAGAUGAACGAUUUGGUAGUUUAUCAUAAUGGGGGGAUUUGUACUGCCCUGGAUAUACGGAAAUCCAGAGAGAGAUCCAGUGAAGGAAUUUGAACGCCUGUGAAUGUCGGACAUCGUCGGAACACAAGUACAAGGAAAAAAGCGAAGAAUCAAAAACUAGACCGAGAAGCAUGUCCAAUCUCAAGAGAAUAAGCAUAAACGCUUCUGGAAAGCAAGCUCAUCCAGAUAAUACAAAUGAAAAGGAUGACGAAAUAAGGUUUAAAAUAAAGGAACUCAGAGGAAAAAUUAAAAUGAAAGAGCGCGGACAAUAUUCAGAAAAGUUGAGAAACGAAAAAAUCAUGAGGGAAAACGAUAUGGCAAUAUCAGAAAUGCGCAUAGAAAAUAGUCAGUUACGAAAAACAGUUAGAAUGGCUUUAGACAUAGAUCAACUUAUGGUAAAUCAAGCUCUGAUAGAAAGAAAACGACAACGACUUGCGCUGACAGGAAAAACAAGCGAGGUCGCAAUAAAAGAACUUGAUCACACAGUAUGUGAUCUUGCGAGAAAGUUAAAUGAAUUAUCUCAUACUAAGAAAAAAUAUAUGGACAAAAUUACAGAACUAGAGAAGAAACUGUAUGAAAGAACGCAAAACCCUGAAGCUGAUCCUGAAAUAUCUACGAUAGCACGGCAAUUGGAAAACUCUAUAAAUAAAGUGAAGCUAAAAUCUGCGACUGCGUUUCGAAUUCAGGGAGUUUAUCACAAAAUACAGAAAGCGCUUGGGGAUGAGUUAAGAACUUACCCCAAUGAAUUGAACAAAUUGGAAAAGAAAAUUUUGGAACAACGCACAGAAUUGCAAACACUAAGAAACAUACAAAAAUCUGCCAGUGUUGAAAGAGACGAAGCCUUGGAAAACAAGACAGACCUAGAAACCGCAGUCAGAGAAGAUCGACGAGAACGAGAACUCACGAUGAGAGCAAUACGAAAUAAAGUAAAAAACGUUACAACAAUGAUAGAGCUGCCGCAUACAAGAGGAAAACCGACACGUUAUUUAGAAGAAGAAAAACGUUUGGCCGAAAUGGCAAAACGAACUCAGGAAAGAUUGGAAAAAAUAAAAGAAUAUCAAGAAAAGGCAAAUAUGUUAGAAGCAGUCACCGGAAUUCCAUUCAGCAAUAAAGAGAGCAUUGUCAACUGCUUCCGGAAUCAGAAAAAUUCAUCCAGGACAUUGAGAGCGCAGACAACAAAAAAUAGAAAUGCACUUAUCAAAAAGAAAAAACUUCUGAGCGAAUAUAAAUCCCAGUACGAUAAAAUGAUACACGAACACGAAAUGGAGUUGGAGAAGAAAAUUUCAGAGGCUAAAAAACAAGUCAAUCGACUGGAAUUGCGUAAAAAAGAACUAUCAAACAGUCAAAUUAUAACACUUGAACUGAUGGAAGAAGUGCAUGCGUGGUUAGAACCCAUCACAACGAAGUUGCUCAGAGUUUGCGAAAAGUUACAUUUGAAGAGUGCGAAAGCUCUUAUUUGGAAAGCAAAAGAGUGUAUCCGUACUGGAAAAGAUAAACAAGAUAUACGCAAACUGUUCUCUAUAUUCACCGAACUACUAAAUACUCUGAACGAUGAAAUACGAGAGACGGGAAAAACUCAAACAGAUUUUGAGACGGUUUCAAAUAAAGAGGAGGACGCCCUUUUAUCAGAAAGCAACAAUCGAGUUCUUUCCACUUUAGAACGAAAAGAAGAAGAAGAUUUUGACUACAAUACGCCUAACAAUGAUGAAUACCUCUCAAGGACAAGCAUAAAAAGACAGGCAGAAAGCAGGCAGCGCGGGAAUCGUUAUGACAAACUAUAAAUGUUAUUGCUAGUUUUUAAAAAGCCCAUUAAGUUAACAACGCAUAAAGUUAC